AUGACUCGCGGUAACCAGAGAGAAAAGGCGCGCGAGAAGAAUCUCAAGGAGCAGGCCGCAUCCAAGAAGAAAAACACAAUCUCGGGGACCGAGUUCCAACGUACGAAGGAGGCACAAGCCGCCAUUAUGCGCGAGAAACAGGCCAAAGCUGAGGCCGCGAAGGCGCAAGGGGCAGCGCCUCCGAAGAAGAAAUAA
Molecule: messenger RNA, 195 nt
Organism: Capronia coronata CBS 617.96
Lineage: Eukaryota; Fungi; Ascomycota; Eurotiomycetes; Chaetothyriales; Herpotrichiellaceae
Exons: 3
Coding region: 1-195 (64 amino acids)
Source: RefSeq, a predicted model, not a curated record